Molecule: messenger RNA, 3868 nt
Organism: Solea senegalensis (Senegalese sole)
Lineage: Eukaryota; Metazoa; Chordata; Actinopteri; Pleuronectiformes; Soleidae
Product: mitogen-activated protein kinase kinase kinase 7-like
Exons: 14
Coding region: 293-1804 (503 amino acids)
Biological process (GO): positive regulation of canonical NF-kappaB signal transduction; protein phosphorylation; JNK cascade
Molecular function (GO): MAP kinase kinase kinase activity; magnesium ion binding; ATP binding
Source: RefSeq, a predicted model, not a curated record
CAGUCAGCGCGGUGUGCUUGUGACAUUGUUAUCAAACAAAUCUUUUACUUCACCAUCGCUAAACAACAUGAAAUUAGAUCGUUGUUACGUCUCUUCCGGUUUACUUCCUGCUGUGUAGUGAGACGUUCACAAGCCGUGAUUAGCCAACAACUACAGCGUCGUGGCUACGGCUGCUACCGCUGCUACCGCUGCUGCUUCUUUUACUUCCUGAAUCCACAACAACAGUGUAAAAAGCGUCUGUUUGUAGGAGCCGCAGCUCACACACUUUUUGUCGUCGCCCUGUGCUGCUGUGAUGGUGGAGGCUUCGGCUGCCAACCUGUUCGAGGACAUCCAGUAUGAGGACAUUGAAGUGGAAGCGGCUGUGGGCAGAGGGACAUUUGGAGUCGUAUUCAAGGCCGUGUGGAAAGGAAAGGAUGUAGCAAUCAAGACCAUAGAGAGUGAGAAUGAGAGGAACGCUUUCCUUGUUGAGCUCCGCCAACUCUCCCGGGUGAAUCACCCCAACAUUGUUAAGCUGUAUGGCUCUUGUGAUAAUCCAGUGUGUUUGGUCAUGGAAUAUGCAGAAUGUGGCUCUCUAUAUAACGUCCUUCACAGCACAGACCCACAGCCCCACUACACAGCAGCUCAUGCCAUGAGCUGGUGUCUGCAGUGUGCCAAAGGAGUUGCCUACCUUCAUGCUAUGAAGCCAAAGGCCUUAAUUCAUCGGGACCUCAAACCACCAAAUCUUCUCCUUGUUGCUCGGGGGACUGUGUUGAAGAUAUGUGACUUUGGCACAGCCUGUGAUAUUCAAACAUACAUGACCAACAAUAAAGGCAGCGCAGCGUGGAUGGCACCAGAGGUUUUUGAAGGGAGUAACUACAGUGAAAAGUGUGAUGUGUUCAGUUGGGGCAUCAUCCUGUGGGAGGUCAUCACACGCAAGAAACCCUUUGAUGAGAUCGGUGGAUCAGCGUUUUGUAUAAUGUGGGCUGUUCACAGAGGUACACGCCCUCCUCUGAUAAAACACCUGCCAGAGCCCAUAGAGACUCUCAUGACCUGUUGCUGGGACAAAGAGCCCAGCCAGAGACCAUCUAUGGAGGAUGUGGAGAACACCAUGAACCAUCUCAUGAAGUACUUCCCAGGAUAUGAGGAACCACUCAAGCUCCCUCACCAGUCUUCCCCCAACAGAUCUGGCUCUUCAUCAUCUACAAGCACAGGUUCAUGUGCGGACUACACCAACAGCAAUAGAAGUGACAACAGCUCAGAACGCAGGAACUCGGUGGGCAGAGAGGAGACCCUGAAAAGUUUUGAGAACAAAUUUCCUCUUCAGUUCAAACCCAUAAAGACAGCCACAUUGCGAACUGGGUUGUCUAAGAUGUCCAGCACAGACAGUCAACCAGGAUUAUCCCAGAGCCCCACCCACUGCACAAACCCUGUUGCCACUGGCCAAUCAGAGCUGAGGAUGACGAUAAGUCCCACAGCUGCCAAUGGUGUAGAUGGCUCCAUUCCUAUGGCCUACCUGAAACUGGACCACCAAUUACAGCCUCUCACCCCGUGUCCAAACUCCAAAGAGUCCAUGGCUGUGUUUGAGCAGCACAUCAGAAUGGCUCAGGAGUUCCUUCGAGUCCAGUCGGAGAUUGCCCACCUUGUUCGGAGGAAACAGGAGCUGCAGUCUGAGCUGGAGCAGGACCAGGGCGAGCAGCACACCUCAUCCCGACUCAUCCAGGAGCACAGGAAACUGCUGGAGGACAACGGCCACCUGUCGUCCUACCACCAGGGCCUGAAGAGCAAACUGAGCCUGAUCAAGGGUCAGAGCCAGCAGCACAGCUAAAGAGAGGACGCUGGACCACAACCAAUCAGCAACACCCUCACAGAUGAUUGGCGUUUUUACUCUGCUCAUGUCUGGAGUGACUUUCUCCUUGAAGGAUGAAAGGACAUCACUUCUCCUGACAGUUAAGUAGAGAGCCCUUUAUCCUGAAUAAAGAGGAUAUUAAAGACAUGGAUGAGAUUUUUAUAUGCAUACACGUGGAAGUGCGGUUGUAUGAGGUACUGACAUAUAGUCAGUGAGUAGUCAUUGUGUAGUGCCAGGAACCAGCCUGAGACAGGGACACUCACUCUCUCUGAAAACAUGCUUUGAUGUAUGAUAUUUUAAGAAUAAAUCUGACGCUUUAUCUCGCCAUUAAAGAGCCUGUUUCUGAUUGGAAACUAUAAUUUGUACCCCUCACUCUGAUCAUUGACAUCAUUGAUUUUGUCUGGUCUGUCCACUUGUGUACAUAGUGGCCACGCCUCUUGGAAGUGGGAGGUGACUAUGCCCUUUCAAGACUCAUACUCGGUCUCAAAUGAGAUCGAGAUGCAGUCCGGACAAAAUAACAACUUCGAAGUUAAUGCUUGUGGCAGCAGUGGACGAACAACUCUUGUUUGGUUUGCCGUGUUCUCUGUGGACUCUGUGGGUGCAGUGUGAGCAGUUUACAAAGCGACGCCCACUUCAGUUUCCUGCUGGAAAAAGGCUGUCUAAUUGGCAAGAAAAAGCAGCAAACAUAUUAUUAAGAUAUUGUAGAAGUAAGCAGGUGUAGAUUUUAUUGUUUGUUGUUUCCUUUGUGUCCCUGCUUGGCAGCCAUGUUUUGAGUACGUGUGAGCCUUUUGCAUCUCAGGGUGGUUCUUGGCUCAGUUGGCAAACACAGCACAGUCAGCGCUGACUAUCUGUCAGUAAUUUGAACAACCACCCACAAAAAACCGAUCACUUUCAACCCACCACCAAUGCAGUAUUUUAAAAUAACAUUAGGAUUAAACCAUUGCUCAGUAUGGGAUUGCAAUCGUCAAAUCUGAUUGAAAGUGGUUAUUGUUUUGUUUGGUCAGGAUUUGUGUUGUGAAAUAGAAACUCUGAAGCAAAGGCAGCUGCCAUAACUAAAAGUGUUUUAAGACUCUUGGACUGGGAUCUCAUAAUGUCGUCCAUUCCUACAGUGUAUCACCUUUACAGUCACCAUCAUUGCUUAGAUUAGGCAAAAUAAUGAGUAUAAUAAGUAAAAAAUAAAGGGGAAGUGAGGGGGUACGGACCUGGAAAUGACUUAGAAUGUUAUAUAUAUAUGUAUAUAUACAUACAUGCAUACAUAUAUACAUAUAUAUUAAGAUAUAUUAGGCAUAAUUCAACCUUAACCUCUGAACAGAACCCACAGAAGUCAACACUUACUGUAUUUUCAACUAUCUAAAAGGGACUAACUUAUGUGCACAGUUAGGUCCAGUUGUCCAGUUUGAUAAAUAAUACAGUAAGUAUAAUUUCUUCAUAUGGGAUUUAACAUAAUAGAUAUUAAACUAGCACUUUUCACUGUAGGAAUGGACGCUCUGAUGAACUUCGAUUAAAGAUAGUUUUAGAUUUCACUUCCUGGAUGGCCUUUGAGCCAACGAGUUUUACUUAGCUGUCCCUCUAUUUAAAAAAUAAAUAAAUAAAAAAAUAGAAUAAAAAAUCUCAAAGUGACUACAGUUAUGAAAUCCUUACUUUUUUACAUUCAGGUCAUUGCAGCAUUUGUGCUGCGUUUUAUAAAAAAAAAAAAAAGGUUUUGCUUGAUGUGAAUGUAACCUAAUGAACGACUGUAAAAGGUUGCAGGUUUUCUUAUCUGUUACAUUUCAGUUUUUUUCUCGAGUUACUUUUGACACUUUUCACAGAGUUAUAUGAACUUCAUUCUCUACUGCACUGUUUGGGUCAAAGGGAUUUUCAGCAUGCGUUGUACUCUCACUCUAUGAUGGUGACUUACUUUGCCAAUGAUUGUCGUUUAAAUGCUGCCUUGGGUUGUUCUUUUACAUUUUAUUUUCACACAUGAAUUGUUAUACUUUCUGUUUUAACAUGUACAGACUGUAUGUAUGUAUAUGCUUUCAUAAAGUAAAGAAAGUGUACUCUGGU